Molecule: messenger RNA, 1670 nt
Organism: [Candida] anglica
Lineage: Eukaryota; Fungi; Ascomycota; Pichiomycetes; Serinales; Debaryomycetaceae
Source: the annotation of a GenBank genome assembly
AUGGGAAUCACUAGUAUCUUCAAAAGAAAGCGAAUUCAAUCUGAAAUAGAUUCAAGUUCAAUCUCUUCAGAAAAGGAUGCAAAUAUUAGAAUAGAACUAGCGGAGCUCGAAUCUCUCAAUUCUGGACAAAAGAAAUUAGAUCAUGUUUUUCAAGAUCCUGUAGUGGCAGAGAAUUAUCGGGAAGUGUAUGAAACUACAAAUUAUGAGUGCAAAGAUUACUUUGAUCCAGACUUCACCUGGACUGCUGAAGAAGAACGUAAAACUGUUUGGAAGAUUGACUGGUACGUUACAUUUUGGGCGUUCGCUAUGUUCAUGGCGUUGGAUAUAGAUCGGUUCAAUAUACAACAAGCAUUGUCCGAUAAUAUGCUUGAUGAUUUGAAUCUUACCACAAAUGAUUAUAACCUAGGCAGGACUAUCAAUCUUGUUGGUUUCUUGGCCGCGGAAUUACCAUCUCAAUUGAUUUCAAAAUGGAUUGGUGCUGAUAUUUGGAUUCCAACUCAAUUGAUAUUAUGGAGUGUAGUGUCGAUGUCACAGGCUUGGAUUACAGGUAAAACUAGUUUCCUAGUCACAAGAACUUUGAUUGGUGCGCUACAAGGAGGUUUCAUUCCAGACGUUUGCUUGUGGAUGUCCUAUUUCUAUACUUCUAAAGAAUUUCCUUCGAGACUAUCUUUAUUUUAUAUCGCCAACCCCUUGGGAUCUGUGGUAGCAAGUUUACUAGCUUUUGCACUCCUAAAAGUCAGUACGUCAGAAAUGAAAGAAGGAUGGAGGUGGUUGUUUUUAAUAGAAGGUGCAAUUACUUUAUUAAUUGGUAUUAUGUCAUUCUUUAAGAUGCCAGCAUCGGUAGUACAGACUAAAACUUGGUACCGAAAGAAAGGUUGGUUUACAGAGAGAGAGGAAUAUCUUAUCGUAAACAAGGUAUUGAGAGAUGAUCCAUCCAAGGGUAUAUGCAUAACAGACAACCAGUGAGUCCAAAGGAGUUAUUAAAUGCCAUAUUAGACUAUGAUUUAUGGCCAGUUUAUGUCAUUCGUAUUCUUAGUGAUAUUGGAAGUGGUCCAGUACUGUCGUAUUUAACAUUAACGUUGAGGAAGUUGGGCUUCUCCACUUUUAACACAAAUGCGUUGACCAUUCCUGCCAAUAUGCUUCUGAUUAUAGUUAUGGUUUUCACCGGUUGGAUAUCCGAAGUGAUUAAUGAACGAUCAUAUAUAUUGUCUUUCUCUUCAAUAUGGGUUUUAGCAUGCCUCUUUCCCUUGCGAUAUUGGCCAGGUUCCCAAAUCAAUGUUUGGGGAACAUAUGCAAUUUUAAUAAUAUUGUUAGGGCAUAACCCUGUUGCCCCACUUUCAAUAUCCUGGACUUCUGCUAAUUCCAAUUCUGUUAGAUCAAGGGCGGUCUCUGGGGCAAUUGUCAAUAUAUUUUCCCAGACAGGAUCGAUUGCAGCUUCCAAUAUCUAUAGAAUGGACGAUGCACCAUUGUAUCAUAGAGGUAAUGAACAAUUAAUAGCUAUAGCCUUUGGUGCAUUAGCCGCAUGUCUACUCGCAAAAGUCUAUUAUAUCCAAAGAAAUAAGUAUAAGGAAAGAAAAUGGUCGUCAAUGACUGUGGAAGAACAAGAAUAUUACAUUUCGAACUCAACUGACAGUGGAAACAAACGACUUGAUUUUCGAUUUGUACAUUAG